AAACUUAGAUGGCCACAUAAUUCUCUAGGCACUUUGCCACAUAAAAUUCGUUAAAUUUUCUCAAUCAUGCCCUCCAUAAUUACCCAAAACCCCAAAACAGAGCAAGAUGGGUAUUACUGUUUGUGGGGCAUGGCCGCACAGUAUAAUUAAUUAAUUCUUUAGUCCUCAAGUGAAGAAACAAACAGCAAUGUCUAGGCAAAUUUAUAGCUUUCUCUUGGAACCAGAGUUUCAAUGCAUUGAAACUGAGCUGAAAGGUGUGGGAUUUUUGGGAAGCCCAUAACCUCACAGCCUGUAAAACUAUGGCAGACAGAGAGAAGGAGAGUCCCAGAUAGCUCCAAACAACCCAUGUGAUUUUUUUUCUUGAUCGCCACACCUGAGUACCCUUUCAUUGUAACCCAGAUAUCUGAAUCUUUUCACCCAUCUCUUUUCUCUGAAUUCCACUUUCUGCCGCUUUACGGCUUAGAUCUUUGAUGUUUUGUGCUGUUAUGUGCUUCAUUUCUUGCAGCAGUUAGUUCCCUGCGCUAGAGCCAAGCUGCUGUAUGAAAUCCUUCAUUUUUGAUUUCAGAGUACUCUGUUUCUCCAUUUUUGGCUACUUUCUGCGUUGUUGUGUCUACCGUUUUCAUUCUGUUACUCCUGGCUUUGCGUUCCUAUGCUUCUUUAUCUCAGUUUGAAGAACUGAAACUAAAUCUCUCUGUUUAUGUUUGUUUCUUCUACUUGAUUAUCUUCGUCUUCUUAGUCCAUCUCGUAUUCAGUUCUCAAAGAAGAAAGGAGAGAAAGCUCUCGUCAUGUGGGAGUCUGAGAGCGAGACGUAUGGCGGAGUGAGAGAUAGGAACCUCGUCCCUGAAGUCGAAGCCGACAAGCAGGACGGCCUUAAGCCUGAUGGCUUCAUUCGCAGAGAUCAAUCAUGGUACGUCUCCAGUGACAUUCCCAGCGAUCUUAUAGUCAAAGUUGGCGAAUUAACAUUCCAUCUUCAUAAAUAUCCUCUGCUCUCGAGAAGCGGCAAAAUGAACAGGAUAAUCUACGAGACCUCACGGGAACUGGAGCCGAACGUUGUGGUGGAGCUCAACGACCUCCCCGGCGGCUACGAGGCCUUUGAGCUAGCGGCGAAGUUCUGCUACGGGAUCGCGGUGGAUCUCACAGCGGCGAACAUCGCCGGCCUCCGGUGUGCGGCGGAGUACCUUGAAAUGACGGAGGAUCUGGAGGAAGGGAAUCUCAUAUUCAAAACGGAAGCUUUUCUGAGUUACGUGGUGCUGUCUUCAUGGCGGGACUCCAUCGUGGUGCUGAAGAGCUGCGAGGGGCUUUCUCCAUGGGCGGAGAACCUGCAGAUCGUGCGGCGGUGCAGUGAGUCGAUUGCGUGGAAGGCGUGCGCGAAUCCGAGGGGAAUAAGGUGGGCGUACGGCGGUCGGCCAUCGCGCACAAAUAGUCCGAAGUGGGCGGCCGCGGCGGGGGAUUCGCCGGUGCCGGCGGACUGGUGGUUUGAGGACGUGUCUAUCCUUCGGAUCGAUCACUUCGUGCGGGUGGUGACAGCCAUCAAGGUAAAGGGCAUGCGACACGAGCUAAUCGGCGCCUCCAUCAUGCAAUACGCUGCAAAAUGGCUUCCCGGUCUAGUGAAAGACAACCCCAACGAAGACUACUCCUCCACCGCCACCGCCGCCGCCACCUCCGCCACCGGCGGACUCCACAUGAUAGUCGCCGCCGGCACCGGCCCCACCACCACCGCCAUCAGGGAAACAGAGUGGACGGGAUCCGCCGCAAGAGAACAGAGGAUGGUCGUUGAAAGCCUCAUAAGCAUCAUACCGCCCCAAAGAGACAGCGUAACCUGCGGCUUCCUCUUGCGACUCUUACGCCAAGCGAGCCUGCUGAAAGUAGCUCCGGCAUUGGUGACGGAGCUGGAGAAGAGGGUGGGGAUGCAGUUGGAGCAAGCGAGCUUAAGCGAUUUAAUGAUCCCUGCGUAUUACAGCAGGAGCGAUACGAUGCUUGAUGUGGAUUUGGUGCAGAGAUUGGUGGAGCAUUUUGUGGUGCAGGAACAGACCGCGGAAGGGGAGAGUUCGCCGGCCGGAAAACAUGGAACAAAUGCGAAGAUGAGGGUGGCUAGAUUGAUUGAUAGUUACCUGACGGAGGUGUCGAGAGAUCGGAAUCUGUCGCUCACCAAGUUUCAGGUUUUAGCGGAAGCGUUGCCGGAUUCUGCGAGGUCUUGUGAUGAUGGCCUUUACAGAGCUGUUGAUUCUUACCUCAAGGCUCACCCCGCCCUCACCGAACACGAACGCAAACGCCUCUGCCGCGUAAUGGACUGCCAAAAGCUCUCCAUCGACGCCUGCAUGCACGCCGCUCAGAACGAACGCCUUCCCCUCCGCAUCGUCGUCCAAGUCCUCUUCUCCGAGCAAGUCAAAAUCAGCAACGCCAUCGCUAACUCUACCCUCAAAGAUUCCUCCACCGCCGCCCCCAACGCCGCCGGCCACCAUUACCAGCCCAUCAUCCCCACUCGCAAGCAGCUCAUCGAAAGCACUCCUCAAUCCUUCCAGGAAGGCUGGGCCGCUGCGAAAAAGGAUAUCAAUAUGCUCAAGUUUGAGCUCGAGAGCAUGAAGACCAAGUAUGCCAAGCUACAGAAUGAGAUGGAUGGGUUGCAGAGGCAGUUUGAUAAGAUGACGGUUACGGCGGCGGUGACGACGAAGCUGGGGAAGCAUGGAUCAGCGGCCGGGACGUCGGGGUGGACUAGUGGGUGGAAGAAAUUGAGUAGGCUGACUAAGAUGGGAGGGGGGGAAGGGCAGGAACAGUUUGCUGCGGAUGCUGCGGCCAGUGGAGGUGUGGGUGGGGAAGGGGCGGCGGGAAGGAAGGGAACGAGGAGAUGGAGGAAUUCUAUCUCUUAGGUUGUGUGGGGAAGAAGAAUGAAUAGGGUUAGUGUGGAUGUUGAAGGUGGUGAAAUAAGUGUGGGCAAUGGGAUUGUAAUUCGUCUCUUGAAUUUGAAUUUUAAUUCCAUGUUU
Phalaenopsis equestris is the source of this 2981-nucleotide messenger RNA. Its product is annotated as root phototropism protein 3-like. Lineage: Eukaryota; Viridiplantae; Streptophyta; Magnoliopsida; Asparagales; Orchidaceae. Gene Ontology annotation, molecular function: protein binding. The record is from RefSeq and is a predicted model, not a curated record.